UGCAUCCAAACGUCUGCUAUAGACAAUUUGGCGGAAGCGUCGCGGAGUGCAUGCUGACAUCAGGAGGCCUUUUUGACGCCAAAUAGAGUCUGCUACAUAGCUCAACGCGCACCAACUCCUUUGCUAUCGCGAUCAUGAAGUCGAUACGGCCUCUCACUUCUGCCCUGCUCAAUGCCAGCUCACGAACACCUGCUUACAGCUGCCGAGCUGCCUGCUUAGCCAACGCGACACCACGAACUCCCACGCACGCGAAACAGCAAAAACGAGCUUUCUUCGGCGAUUCAGGCGGAAACACCAACCCAUUCGGCUCGAAUCAAACCCUCACAGCCCAACGCACGCUGCCCUACCCAUCCGCCGUAAUCUACGAAAUCAUCUCCGACGUCGCAUCCUACAGCCAAUUCCUCCCCUUCUGCCAAGGCAGCAUCGUAACAAAAUACUCCGCCCCAACAGCUCAAGAUGGCAAAAAAUACCCCGAAGAAGCCAAACUAGUCAUCGGCUUCAACGACCAAAUCAAAGAAGAAUUCACCUCAAGAGUCUACUGCGUCCCCGGCAAAAUCGUCGAAGCAGUCUCAGGAAACAUGAAAAGCACACUCUCCGGAGAUGAAAUCGCACACCAUAGUCCUCGACCUGAGAAUGCCGAUCAGGAUCCGAGCAGGACGGAUACGGUCAUGGCGCAUUUGUUGACGAGGUGGUCGUUGAAGCCUUAUCCGUAUAAACCUCCGCCGACGAGUGCGGUGGAUAAGGAGAAUGCGCAUAGGAAUACGGAAGAGACGAAUCCGGUGCCGAGUCAGCAUAAGACGGAGGUGAAUUUGGCGAUUGAGUUUCAGUUUUCGAAUCCGUUGUAUGCGGCUGUUGCUGGAGGGGCGGCGCCAAAGGUUGCGGAUAAGAUGAUUGAGGCGUUUGAGCAGAGGGUGAAGGAUGUUAUGGUUGGGAAGGGGCAUGCGAGGGAUGAGAGGCCGAAGAGGUUGUGAGUGGGAGCAGUGAGUGGGGGAGGUAUAGAAGUGUGAGUGUGAGCAUUGAAGCCGGCAAGCAUACAGGUAUAGAGAAAGAGGCAGAAGUGUACAGUAUACAAGAUGAAGAAGUCACACGUGCAACAGACUGUCGGAUCUUAUAUUGCGGUACGUACUGUUUCCAAGCUAAUUUGAGGGGUGAUCUCGAG
Cercospora beticola is the source of this 1159-nucleotide messenger RNA. It is a transcript of the gene COQ10, whose product is annotated as ubiquinone-binding protein COQ10. The record is from RefSeq and is a predicted model, not a curated record. Gene Ontology annotation, biological process: ubiquinone biosynthetic process; cellular respiration. Lineage: Eukaryota; Fungi; Ascomycota; Dothideomycetes; Mycosphaerellales; Mycosphaerellaceae. Gene Ontology annotation, molecular function: ubiquinone binding. Gene Ontology annotation, cellular component: mitochondrion.